UUGGUACACGUAAAUUCGAAUAUUUCAUGACGCAAAGACAAGAAGGACAAGUACACUCAGUCCUCUUCGACAACGGCGAGUCUUAUGACUUUGGCACGCCAGAAACACUCCAAUUUUACCCUACAUCUUAUGGAUAUCCUAAUAAUGCUUAUAUACAACAAUCUUCUGGUUACUAUGCUCAGCAACCUUACCCUUACAACAACGGCGGUAAUACAGGUGGUUUCUGGAGUGCUUUUGGAACUGGAGGCUUUCCCGGCGAACCACCUUUAUUAGACGAGCUUGGUAUUAAUUUCGAACAUAUAAAAUCAAAGAGUUUGGCAGUUCUAAAUCCAUUUAGAGCAGUUGACAAAGAUAUAAUGACCGAUACUGAUUUGGCUGGACCACUUUUAUUUUGCUUAAUAUUUGGUGUUUGUCUAUUACUGACCGGAAAAAUUCAUUUUGGAUAUAUUUAUGGGGUCGCUUUACUCGGAUGUGUUUCCAUUUAUAUGAUAUUGAAUCUUAUGAGUGAGUCAGGAAUAGAUGGGUACCGAACGGCUAGUGUAUUAGGUUAUUGCUUAUUGCCAUUGGUAAUAUUAAGUUGUGUUGGCGUUGUAGUACCUCUAAGUGGACCGAUUGGUCUUAUUGCAUCCGCUCUUGCAGUUGGUUGGUGUACAUAUUCUUCAUCCACAAUGUUUGUAACAGUAUUAUCAAUGUCGGAGCAACGUAUUUUAGUAGCUUAUCCUGUGGGAAUGUU
Messenger RNA from Racocetra persica, 733 nucleotides. NCBI's taxonomy places the organism in Eukaryota, Fungi, Glomeromycota, Glomeromycetes, Diversisporales, Gigasporaceae. The record is from the annotation of a GenBank genome assembly.